UAUGAAAACAUUGCUCAGAUAAUAUAAAUAGAUCUAUUAGGAAUCAAAACCAACGAUACUGAAUCGCCACUUUCCAGAUGAAGAACCAAAUUGCAAUAGGACUUGUCGCUAUUCUUCUUCAUCAAUAUCUCUCUGAAGUUUCCACACAAGCUAGUGUCAACGCGCAAGGUGCUACAGGAGAUUCAAUUCCAAGAUGCAAUAAAGCCGUCGUGCCGGAUAGAUGGAAAAAGUACUUUCUAGAAGACACUUGUCCAUCUGGAACAGAAAAUUCCGUAUGCACUCUGAGUUGUAAAUCUGGUUACGUCCAACUGAAUCAAACUCUAAAUUGUACUAAUAAUCGUAACAUAUUGAAAUGGCGAUUCAAGCAAUUGAAGCCCUGCAAAGAAGAGACCACGACAGCAGAACAACUGCCGACCACUACCAUAAUAGCCACACCGUCAAACUGUCCACAGAAUCCAGAUCUUGCAAGGUUUCAAAAUAUCAAGACAUCUACAUGCGAUGUAACUGCUGUGGGGGAAAGCUGCACCUUACAAUGUAAUUCUGGAUACAUUGUUGAAAGUAAAAUAACUCAAAGUCUGUAUUGCAAUUCUGAAGGAGAAUGGGAUUUAGAUCCAAUUAAGGACUGCGAAGAAAUUACGUGUCCUAGUUUAUCAUUUAACGACGGAUCCGGCUCUGUUGGACGUUGUGCCAACAAACCAGUCGGUUCGAAAUGUACAUUGAGUUGCGCAGCAGGAUUUAAACAUGAAGUUGGAGGAACAACGAAAACAGCAAUAUGCAGGAAAGAAACGAAUCCCGCCGCUACAUGGUCAAUCGGGAAUACAAAAUGCAUCCCUAUUACUUGUGAGCCGCUCAUAAUACCAAACUCACAAAAUUUGAAGAAGCCGACCUAUUCGACAAGUACAUGCUCAAGAAAUGCUGGAAGGACGUGCCGUAUUAUAUGCAGCGAUGGAUAUGAAUUUCAAAAUGGAAAAACUUACAAAACUAUCACAUGCCUACAAUACGGGGAAAGUGCAAGUUGGAGUCCUGAUAUAUCAACAGUUGGAAGUUGUCAACAAAUUACAUGUCCUGGUUUAUCAUUUGACGACGGAACCCGCUCUGUUGAACUUUGUGCCAAUGAACCAGUGAAUUCAAAAUGUACACUGAGUUGCGCAGAAGGAUAUGAACUUAAAGGAACAACUAAAAUCGCAACAUGCCGAAAAAGAACCACGAAUCCUGCUAAAUGGUCAUCAAUCGGGAAUACAAAAUGCGCUCAAAUAACUUGUGGGGGUUAUUUGUUUCAUAAUGGUGAAACAAGGAAGAACCAAUGCACAAGGAACAACGCCCUCGGAUCAGUAUGCGAGUUACAGUGUGCGAGUGGAUAUAAAUUUGAAGGAGAUGCAAACCAGGUGACAUGUGUAAAGCUCAGUCCAGGUGAUACAGCUCGAUGGAAAAAAUUAAACAAUGCAAUUUGCGUCCGUAUAACCUGUGAGACGCUCAAAAUACCCGAACCGGGAAAUAAAUAUUCGAAGAAACCGACAUAUCAGACAACAUGCCAAAGAAAUGCUGGAACGACUUGCGAUCUUGAAUGCAGUGAUGGAUAUGAAUUUCAAAAUGAAGUAACUUCCAAAACUAUCAGAUGCCUACAAGAGGGAGAAAGUGCAAGCUGGAGUCCUAAAAUAUCAACGGUCGGAAGUUGUCAACUGAAAAUACUGAAGAAUGAAAACUGUAAAUACUGGAUAUCAGAUGAUUCAGUCAAUGGUAGACAAAAAGCUGCAGCUAAGUGCAAAGAUCGGGCUGGCCCGGGAUACGAGUUAGCCAUGCCUAAGACAGUAAAACAAGCCACAUUUAUUAACAAUGAAAUGAGUUCUACCAAAAUAUUUUUGAUUAACGCAUGGAGAAAUAAAGGGAAAUGGACUUGGGGCGAUGGUGAUCCAUACAGCAGCACGAGUACAACCAUGAACUGUGCGGUAUUAAAUAAUUAUCAAAGAACGGUAUCAAUCUAUUGUAAUCGCAAAUAUAUAUGCGAAAUGUGGGAUGAUAACGGAAGUAACAAGAGUCCUUGUUCUCCAAAUCAUUGUGUGAAUGGGGAAUGCGUAGUGUACGGCUGUAGCUACAAAUGCAAUUGUUCACCAAUGUUUUUCGGACGCCAUUGCCAGAAUGGUCCGUUAACUGUUAAAUUUUCUAAAGACGAAUAUCAAACGACGGAAGGCGGGUCAAUUACAAUAGACUUCGAAGUGGUAACAAAUAAUGCGGGAAAAGCUGACUUUCAACUAUUCAUAAACGGAAAACUAAACAAAACAUUUUCCGUAAAUGGAGAAGAUUCUACAGAUGGGUCAAUUUUAAAAGAUCAACACACUCUAAAAGAUAUAACGCAAGACACGUACAUAAGUGGGAAAGGAAUACUGUUUACUGGUGCUACAUUAACAAAUGUUCAGAAUUGCACAAAAAUAACCGUUAUUGGUAAAACAAAGCAAAAUGUAGUGAACGUUUCUAAUGAUAUCUGCGAUGAAAAUAAGUUGACAGUAGAUUGGAACGAACUGAAAGAUUUCGAAUCACUAAAUUAUACAAUAAAGCUAAACGGGGAAAUCAGAGCAACUGAAGAACACGCACCUCACGAUUUAUUGAAACUGCAAAAGAACACACAGUAUGAGAUACAGGUAAUACCAGAGAUUGAAGGAUGCUCAAAUAAAGAAAAAUAUUUUCGGAAGUAUCGUGAAACAACCAGCCAAGGACCCUCUGGUUCACCAAGCAGUAUCAUGCUUUCAAAUACUGGGAAAAUUUGCAAGAUUAAAUGGAAUCAGCAAUACAAAAGAAACAUUGGUGGUUAUGCAAUAAGAAUCGACGAAAGAGCGAAAAACUCAUUAUCUUCCAACACAAACGAUGCUUCCAAUUUUUUGGAAAGACAAUUAAAUAUAACUUUUGAAUAUGCGUUUUCAACAAAUCCAAACUCACAAUAUAAAGUACAGGUUGGCACCAUUCCCCCAGCUGUGUGUCUCGGAAAAGUGCCGAUAGCAUGGAGUAAUGUUGCUACUGGUUGCUCUACGAAACGAGCAGCUCCGUCCGUAGUUACCACUCCAGCGAUAUACGACAGCGGCAAUCCAAAACAUAAUACAAUUACAAUACAAUUAAGUCCAGUUGAUGAAAGAAAUGGAUCGGUCAGUUGUUAUAUUGUUGUUGUUCAAAAACGUACAAAAGACGGAAAUGAAACAAAAAAUAUAAAAGAUGUUGACAUGAUGAAACAGUUCAAUGAUAGUGUGGAAGAUGGAGAUAGUUUUGUUGCGUUUGCCUUGAAUCGGUUUGAUGAAACUCAAAGAAUUGUUCUUGGAAAUGGUGGAACAACUUGCUGUGAUAUGAGUGGGUCGAAUGAAACUUGCGGGAGUAAAGACGACAAUAGUAGAAAAAAGAGAUCAACUAUCAAAAACAAUGUUGUGGAAGGAAAUAAUCGAAAGCUGGACAGUGCCAGCGAAUACCAACAUUAUAUUCUGGUUUCUGUUCCGGAUGAAGAUGGCGGUGAUCCUAUCAUUGUGUCAAGUGGUUUUUCCGAGCCGUGGUCUGUAACAAAGGAAACGGUUGGACAAGGAUCAGAUUUACCGCUCAAAAUCAUUCUACCAUUGGUGAUAGUGCUGAUAAUAGUUCUAACCGUCAUUGGUGUCGUAUUUUAUAAAAUUUAUAGAAGGAAACAAGCGAAGGAAAAUCAUGUGUAUGAUGAGAUUGCAAUGAGAAGUAUUCCACCAAAUCGAGACCACCACGCACUUAAAGUAGUCGAGCAUAUGGAAGUUGAAGCAAAUAUUGAGCAACGGAAUCCAGUUAAAAUUAGCAAUCAACUACUUGGAAAACAUUCUUUUCAGCUGACAAAUUUGUUUCAGUUGAUGAAUGACAAAAGGGCUGAUGAGAAUCUAUUAUUCGUACGGGAAUUCAAGAAUGACGUUCCAGCAGCAAUGAAGUCAUGCAAGCUAACAGCAGAAAUUUCUAAAUUACCAGCAAAUCAACCGAAGAAUAGAUAUAAAAACAUAGUUCCGUAUGAUAACACAAGAGUUUUACUGCAAAAACUAGCUGGCGAUGAGUUCUCCGAUUACAUAAACGCAUCUUACAUUGACGGAUACAACUUUCCAAACAAAUUUAUUGCUACGCAAGGACCCAGGCAAAAUACCAUAACAGACUUUUGGAGAAUGAUAUGGGAGAAAGAUUGCUACAUUAUUGCUGCGUUGACUAGAUUAAUAGAAGACAAAAAGGUUAGAUGUGCACAGUAUUGGUCCGAGGAUGGUGAUCAGAGCAUCACGUAUGGAGACAUCACCGUCAAUUUAAUCGAAAUUUCGAAAUGUGGAGACUUCGUUCGUCGUCGGUUUGAAAUAUCCAAGAACAAUGUGACAAGAGAAGUCCUGCAGUUCCAGUUCAUAGCAUGGCCUUAUCGUGGAAUUCCUGUUGCAACAUCGAGUUUGUUUCGAUUCCACAAAGCAGUGGCCCAUCCUCAAAGCGAAUCCGUAGGACCGAUUGUUGUGCAUUGCAGCGCGGGCGUGGGUAGAACGGGAACUUUUAUAGCUUUAGACAUACUUUCAGAACAGAUCGCCAAAUCAGAGAUUUUUAACCUAUGUGAAAUAGUCGGUAAGAUGCGCAAACGUAGGCCGGAGAUGGUCGAAACAUUGGAUCAAUAUAUACUUAUCCACAAACUAUUAUUCGAGUUAUAUCAGUUUGGUGAUUCAGAUGACGAUGUUUGUGGAUUCGAGUCAAAGUACAAAAACAUCAUGAGAAAAAAUGGUCAGUCAAAUGAAAUCGAUCAUGAAUUUGAGAUGCUGAAUUAUUUUCCACCGCUCGACACAGUUCAAGCUGCUGGAUGGAAGACGGAAAAUAAACAUUUGAAUUGCGAUUGGACAGUCAUUCCAUAUGACCACAAUGCGGUGUCAAUUAAGAUGAAUCCCGCUGACAAAUGUGUACCGUAUUACAAUGCCAGCAACAUCACAUCCUACUAUCCGACAGACAUAUUUAUAGCAGCACAAACUCCAUCUUCGGAAAGUACCGAGGCAUUCUGGCGAAUGAUCUUAGAUAACAAAGUCAGCAUGAUUGUAUCCCUGUGUGAGAAAAACGAGAAGGCAAGCUACUGUUUUUGGCCCAACAAAGCAGAGGAGUGGAAUUACGGACCUGUGCAUGUAAAAACAACUUUAGAAACCUGUUCAGCGGGUUACACGAAAAGAGAAUUUGUAAUAUCACUCAAAGACAAAAAGUUGUCAGUUUCACAAAUUUACUACGACCAAUGGCCUGAACAAGUAAAUCCAGCGAAUUCUAGCACUAUUCUUGAGAUAAUUGCAAGCAUUGAAAGGCACAAUCGAACAUUGGCAAGUUCUGAGAACAUGACAACGCUUGUACAUUGCAGUGAUGGAUCUGGACGAACUGGUACUUUUUGUGCCAUUUCAAAUCUAAUCGCGAGGCUGAAAAAUGAAAAUCGUGUUGAUAUCUUAAGAACAGUGAAAGAUCUGAGGGAUCAAAGACCGAUGAUGGUCCGAAAUAAGGGUCAAUAUGAAUUUUGCUAUCAGGCUGUCAGCGACUUCCUUCAAUCAUUUCAUCUUUAUGAAAACUUUCAAGCAAAAGAAGGAAGCGGCAAUAUGGACCAAUAACAAACAGUUCAUUGUUUUAUGUCACACACACAAGUAUCAAGACUUAUUUAUGUCUGCUAGCAAAUACAAUGUGUCCAGUUGAUAAAUCACAUAUUUGAUAAAAGAUUUACAACUUUUUAUUCCGAUCAUGAAUACUAAAUUAUGUAAUCAAACAUUUAUAAUAAAUAUCCGACAUUCGUGGGGUGUUUGGUCGUAGAUAAAAGAUUUGAGAAAUUUCAACGCAGGUUGAAUCCGUAGUAAUAGACAAUCGGAAUGAUAGACGAAACGACAAAUUU
Messenger RNA from Styela clava, 5863 nucleotides. The record is from RefSeq and is a predicted model, not a curated record. NCBI's taxonomy places the organism in Eukaryota, Metazoa, Chordata, Ascidiacea, Stolidobranchia, Styelidae.